This is a messenger RNA of Schistosoma spindalis, 3517 nucleotides long. Lineage: Eukaryota; Metazoa; Platyhelminthes; Trematoda; Strigeidida; Schistosomatidae. The record is from the annotation of a GenBank genome assembly.
GAUUACUGCUUUGCUACUGAAACAGGGAUGUGAAUAUGUUCAACUUGGUUCAUUAAUGUAUAAUGGAUUCCCAGUGGGAGGGUUCAAUUCCUGACCAUCCUUAUCUUCCUAGUGUUUCUAAAUCUGUUUACAUAUUGGGAUGUAAGUAUGACUCUUUAGAUGGUAAGUAUCCUUCAUUAUUUGUGCUUAAAAUCAUUGUUCUGGUUUUGGUUACAUUUUAUUUUUGAGUUUACAAACACUGGACUGUACCCAAAGACUUAGUUUAUAUUUAAGGCACAUAAAACGAGGGACUCAAAUAGAUGUGGAAUCAUAGUCAAACACUUUAAAGGUAUUCCAAAUUUUUAAUUUUAGUCAGGAGACUCAUGUUGGAGUUGUUUUGAUGUUCCUCACAAGUAUUUCUCUAUGGUUUUGCUUCCAUAUAGGGAGGAAAUUGCACGUCACCUAAAGUCUCGACUAUGGAUGACUUACCGAAAGGGUUUCUCCCCAAUCGGCAGUCGAAAUGGUCCUAAAUCAGAUGCUGGAUGGGGUUGUAUGCAUCGCUGUGGACAAAUGAUUCUUGCUGAAGCCAUGUUAAGAUUUCACCUCGGACGAUCGUGGAAAUGGAGUCCUGAACAAGAAAGCCCGGAAUAUUACCGCCUUCUACAAAUGUUUCAAGAUCGACGGUCUGCUCUUUAUUCCAUUCAAACUAUAACCCUCACAGGUGUAUCACUUGGCAAAUCUAUUGGCAGUUGGUUUGGUCCAAAUACUGUUGCACAAGUACUCAAAAAACUAUCUGUCUAUGACCGUUGGACAAAUUUAUUUAUUCAUAUUUCUGUAGAGGAUGGGAUUAUUAUUGAUGAAAUCAAAUCUUUAUGCUGCCAACAUCGACCUUAUUUCAAUUUCACUAAUAAUGCUAAUGAAAUUGAUAGUCAAUCCGAAUCGAUGAAACCUAGUGCUGAUGAAUGUAAAGAUGAUCCCGCAGAAGAAUCGGACUCAUCAUCAUCUUCAUACAGUUGUCCAUUUGCUCAAUCUGUUAUUGAUGUAAAUCAAAGUUGUGAUUGGAACAAUGAAGCUCUCAGUAUGCGUAAUUAUGAUUCAGAAAUAAUUGAUUUACGAUCUCAACUUCAAUUACCUGUUACCAGAGAAGUGGAUGAUAGUUGUAUAGAAAUAGUUUUACCUCCAACUUUCACUAGUUCAAUACUUGUUAAUACUCAAUCAAAUGAAUCAAAUGUAUUAUCUACAUCUAAUGUAAUUAAUCCCCAUCUUUCUUCAUCGAUUCUUGAAGAUAACAAGAUUUCCAUUCCUGUUGAUGAUAAUACUCAUAAAGAUUGUCGAGAAAAUCAACUUCCUAUGGAUCAAACGAAUCAAUACAAUAACUAUCAAUUUAACAGCACUACUAUUGCCUCUGUACAUGUUAAAUCCUCAUCCUCCUCAACAAAUUCACCUUCAUCGAAUUGGAGGCCACUAUUGUUAUUUAUUCCUCUUCGACUUGGGUUACAUAAUCCUAAUCCAUGUUAUUUCAAUGCAAUCAAAGCUGUAUUUCGUUUGCCACAUUGUGUCGGAAUAUUAGGCGGUUCACCAUGCCAUGCUGUCUGGAUUGUAGGUGUUACUGAUGAUGAUGUAAUCUGUUUAGAUCCACAUACUACUCAACCCGCUGGUCGCGGUAAUUUAAAACCAGAUUAUGAUCAAACAUAUCAUUGUGAUAAUCCUAUACGUAUCCCGCUUAAACGAUUAGAUCCAAGCAUGGUGUUAGGUUUUUUAUGCUCAACUGAAAAGGAAUUUGAUGACUUAUGUCAUAAUUUAAAAGAAAAAGUUCUACAUCCUUCCGUGGCUAAUUCAUGGCCUCUAGUAGAAAUUCAUACGACAAGACCGUCUAACCUACCACCACUUCCCUCAUCCAAUAUUCCAAAUGAUCUAUUAAUUUCUGUAUAUCCUUCAGAUCAGGAUAAUCUUGGUUGUGAUGUUAAUGAAAAUGCAGAUAAUUCAAGUCACAAUGCUAAUAAUAAAGACGAUGAACAUGAAGGCAAACUAAGUGAAGCAAUGGGUGCAGUAAAAGCUUUAUGGUCCAAAUGUAAUCAAGUAGCUGGCGAUACUGUUCGUAGUUUAGCAAAUGUACCACAACGAUUUGUAAAAAGUAUGUUGCUUUUAUAAAUACUUUCUAUUAUUUAAAAUAAAAAUAUUCAACGCCUAAAGGUUUAUUCAAUUCAUCAGACUUGUUACAUUUAUGUUGGAGCUGUCACCAUAUUUAUGGAUUAGUGAAUGGGACACACUAGUGACCAAUUGCCUUGUAUUUCUAAUCAUUAACUUUUUACUCAAAUUAUCGUGUUUUGUUUUAUCCGUCUUAAUCUUUAUAUCCUACUCAACAUAGUAUUCAUUGUGGGCAAUAACUAAUCAGACACUACAUCAAGAUCCUGAAUAUGAAGUUAGUUAAUUAAAAUGGUCAAUCUCAGUGUGUCGUUGUGUAUUAUGAAUAAUCAAUUAUUAUCCAAUGUAGUUCUACUGGAUUUUUGUUUGUUUUAAAUGUCAAGUACAUACAGUCAGAAUUGAUUAACAAUAUAGAGAAGAAGAAAACAAUUAUUAAAAAUUUAUCUGUUUUAUGAAAUGUUUUCCUUUUGCACACGUACACAUACACAGAUACAGAGAGAUUAAAUGAUGGCAGUUAUUGUCUAUACCAGAGACUACAAUUAUGAUUAUUAGUAAAAUUACUAUUGUUUUUUGUUGUCGUUCUCGUUGUCAUCGUUUUGUUUUGUGCUUCUUCUGUCGGAUUCCAAAUUUCACUUUAUAUCUUUUGAUAAUUAUUUACAUAAUUUAUAUUUUUAAAAGGAAAUUUAAUAUUUGUUAACUGUGAUUGUGUGGUGUUGAUAGUCUGUUAAUCGUUUGUAAUGUCUACUUGUCUUGGUAAUAACAAUAAUCGGUAUUAUUAUUGCUAAUUGCUACCGUUGGUAUGAUUAACAGCAGUACUAGUAAGAUAUAACAACAAUGGUAUUCUAUGAAUUCAACUGUAAAUAUAUUUCUUUUCCUUUCUAUGGAGAUUCUUCCCCAUAAAACUGAUGUCAUUUAGGUGUGUGUUUAUGUUUGUCUGUAUUUAUCAAGAUGAAUAGAUUCCGUGUUUGAAUGAUUGAAAUUGCUUUUCACAACAAAAAUAAUACAUACUACUGUCUCUUCCAUUAAAGAGAAACACAUACAAUUUGAUGUAAUCAACCAAUCAGUCCAUUCAUACACGUACACACAGAUACACACGGACAAAAUACGUACACUACUUGUUACAACAAAUAUCCCCAAUACUAAUCAGUGUGAUAAGAUUUCUAUAACUAUAUUAUUAUUAUUUAUUAUUAUUCGAUACACUACUGAUAAUUAUCAUAUAAUUAUAUUGUUCUACUUCUAUAGAGGUGACAAAUUUCAGUUAAAUCAGGUAUUAUUGUCCAUUGCCAAAUUUCUCCGUUUCUUUGUCAUAUCUGUUUAUUUAUUUGAACUAUAAAAUGAUUAUUAAUGAACAAUUUAAUCUUAUUGUUUCAAUAAUAAUAAAAUGGUUUAUUUC